UGUGCCGUGUGCCAUCAGGAUCAGCUCUCAGUGUUAGGACACUUGAGGAAUGGCCUCUGAACGGGAUGAAACCAACACCACCAGUAACCACACAAACCAGUUCGUGCAGCCCGCGUGGCGCAUCGCCCUGUGGUCGGUGCUGUACAGCACUGUGCUCGCUGUGGCGGUUUUCGGAAACUUGAUCGUGAUUUGGAUCAUCCUGGCUCACAAGCGGAUGAGAACUGUCACAAACUAUUUCUUGCUGAACUUGGCUUUCUCCGAUGCGUCCAUGGCGGCGUUCAACACCCUCAUCAACUUCAUCUACGCUGCGCACGGAGAGUGGUACUUUGGAGAAAUCUACUGCAGGUUUCACAACUUCUUCCCAGUCACCGCGGUGUUCGCAAGCAUCUACUGCAUGGCAGCGAUAGCUAUGGACAGGUACAUGGCCAUCAUCCAUCCCCUGAAGCCUCGUCUGUCGGCGAAGGCCACCACGGGAGUCAUCGUGUGUAUCUGGAGUCUGGCCGUGGUUCUGGCCUUCCCUCUCUGCUACUUCUCCACCAUCCGAACGCUGCCCCGCAGGACCCUCUGCUACGUGGCCUGGCCCCGCAUGGCAGACGAUUCCUUCAUGUAUCAUAUUAUUGUGACCGUUCUGGUCUACGUGCUGCCCCUAGUGGUGAUGGGCAUCACUUACACCAUCGUGGGAGUGACUCUGUGGGGAGGGGAGAUCCCAGGAGACUCGUCUGAAAACUAUCACGGACAGCUCCGGGCUAAACGGAAGGUGGUGAAGAUGAUGAUCAUCGUGGUGGUGACCUUUGCCCUCUGCUGGCUGCCCUAUCACGUCUACUUCAUCGUGACGGGUCUCAACAAGAGUCUGAGCAAGUGGAAGUACAUCCAGCAGGUUUACCUGUCAGUGCUGUGGCUGGCCAUGAGCUCCACCAUGUACAACCCCAUCAUCUACUGCUGCCUCAACAGCAGGUUCCGUGCUGGAUUUAAGCGUGCGUUCCGCUGGUGUCCCUUUGUGCAUGUCUCUUCCUACGAUGAGCUUGAGCUUCAAAACACGAGACUUCGACCCGGGAACCAGAGCAGCAUGUGCACCCUCUCCCGAGUCGACACCAGCAUCCUCAGCAAAGACAAGAGUCUCUGUUCCCGUGGAAACAGGUCAAGACUCAACUCUGAGCCUAACAAUAAAAACAGUUAGCUCUCAGUCCACACAACACUUUUAAAGUUUUUUUUUUUAACCAUUAUGAGAAAUGCUGACAGGAUUGUUUUUAUGUACUUUAAAAAGCAGAUAAAUGGGUGUGGUUCAAAUGUUUGAAUUUGUCAUAUUGCCACAGAGAUAAUCAGACCAGGAGGGGGAGCUGGAGAGUCGGCUCGAUCUUGCCCUGGGUUUUAAAAAGACGUUGAUGCGUUUGUUUCAACAGGAUUAUUGUAUUGUUUUUGCAGCUUGGCCUGUUGAUGGGAGUCAUGCAUCAACAAAUGUGACACACAGCCUACACAGGAAAUACGGUGCGCUAACUCCAGCCUGAACACAAAGACAUAACAUGUUUUUAGAGUCUGUGAUAUAACUGCUUUUGACCAGCUAAACACCUGCCGAGAAAUGUAAGAAAACAACGUUGCAACUGCCAAACCCACAAGAUAUAUCUGUACAUCCAAUUACAACUUUUAGUCCAGCAACUCCUGAAGACUGUUUGUGGUCCAAAUGUUCCUUAAUGUGAAAUAAUAGGCUGAGUAAUGAGUCCUUUUCCAAUUUAGCAAAAAUAGAAAAAACAUAUUGAAACGUAAUCCAAUUUGCUAAAUAAUAAAAGCGUUUGUCUCCCUGUUCUGUUAUUAGUGACAAAUGAUCUGAUAUCUUUAGACUUUGAUGCCUUUCAUUUAUUUAUAGGGUUUAUUUCAAGGUGCCAUUUUUUUAAAGGAAAGACUCCUGCACAAACAUACACGGCAUGACCAAUUUACAAAAAAAAAUAUCAAAUGAACGUGAGAACAUUUUGGUCCCUCUGAACAUACUCGACAAAGGUUCAGAGAGACCGAAACGUUGUGAUUCUUUCCAAUAAAUUGGUGAUGCCGAGCAAGAAAAGUGUGCAGGAAUUUCUCUUUUCAAAGUGAUAGUUUGAUGUAAUUCGCACCUACUUCCUAGGCUAGUUGGCUGAGUUUAAUGUUUUAAAUGCUGUU
Labrus mixtus (cuckoo wrasse) is the source of this 2148-nucleotide messenger RNA. RefSeq names its product tachykinin receptor 3-like (gene tacr3l). NCBI's taxonomy places the organism in Eukaryota, Metazoa, Chordata, Actinopteri, Labriformes, Labridae. The transcript is spliced from 5 exons. Gene Ontology annotation, biological process: positive regulation of flagellated sperm motility; G protein-coupled receptor signaling pathway. Gene Ontology annotation, cellular component: sperm midpiece; plasma membrane. Bases 50 to 1177 code for a protein of 375 amino acids. Gene Ontology annotation, molecular function: tachykinin receptor activity. The record is from RefSeq and is a predicted model, not a curated record.